Cloeon dipterum is the source of this 2587-nucleotide messenger RNA. RefSeq lists its product as uncharacterized. The transcript has 23 exons. The record is from RefSeq and is a predicted model, not a curated record. NCBI's taxonomy places the organism in Eukaryota, Metazoa, Arthropoda, Insecta, Ephemeroptera, Baetidae. Gene Ontology annotation, molecular function: odorant binding. The coding region runs from base 425 to 2542 and encodes 705 amino acids.
GUCAUUGGUCGUCACGAGUCUCUCUAGCUGUACAACAGUGGUGAACAGAUAACAGCACAAACCUACGCCUAUGAGAUGAUUUUCCUCCUGUUUAAGAUUUCCUUGUGCUUAAUUGUUAUUAACCAGGAAACUAUUUGCGAUUCUGAGAAUGCCAAUCAAACAUUGGUUGUGAUAAGACAAGAGCGUGCGGUCAAAAUGAGAGGUAGAUUAUGUUAAGUUUUGUGCACCAAUAAUUUAUAAUUUUUUAUAUAUAGUGGCUAAAACAAACUUGAGGAGGAAAUACAUAAUCAAGUGCUGUGGAAAUCAAUCGUGUACUAAUCCUGUACCAAAAACUGGCAAAAGCUCGUCUAAAACUCUGACGGCAAAAAUAACAAAGCCAACCUUUCAAAAAAUUAACUCAAAAUACAGUACAAAGCCAACUGUAAUGCUAGAUACGACAAGAUAUACCACUCCACAAAAUACUUUGAGUAAAGAAGAGUUGACCCCUUUGCAAAGUGAAGCUACCGAUAUUACAUCAUCCAAUGCAAUUGUGGAGGCAACAACUACGUACACCAUAGUUUCUCUAGCAGACACAACAACAACGUUAACGUCUACAGAAUUCACAACAACUGAGAUCCCCUCAACUUCAUCAACCACUACAGAACAACCAACUUUUUAUUGUAAAUGUCCAACUUUAUGCGACAAAGUGUCAAGCUUGAUGAAUUCAAACGGCGAUUUACUGAAUCCAGAGUAUUACGGCGAAUGGAGAAAAAGGGACGGUGUGACGUAUCUCUUUGGAAAUGAAGCACUAUCGUGGGACGGUGCUUGGUCCAAAUGCUGUAGUUUAGGAAUGAAGCCACUCAGUUUAGAGACUAUGCAAAAACUAUCGACUGUAGAGGGAUUUUUUAAUAAUUGGGCACUGAACAUCAAAUUUUGGACGAGUGGCGCUUUCACUGAAUGCAACGGCACUAAAGCAUCUUCCCUGGUCUGGUGCUCCAUCAAUAAUUUUAAUUUCGACACCAAUAUUUGGCACUCAAGCGGAACGAAAGACAACUCGAUGGGAAUUUGCGUCAGCGCCACGUUUGAACAAGGACAGUUUCGAGCAAGGCGCGAAAUGUGCAGCAAAUUUUUUGCUUUUGCAUGCGAAUCGGGAAUCGGCGACCCGGUUCAGUUGCUUCAAAACGGAUGCUCGGCACCACAGGCCUGCAUAAAAAACACCUCAAUUUUCAGUGGGAAUGAGUUGACUCAAGAGCCGAGUUUAGUGAGAGGCUCAUUUAUUGCUACUUGUGGAAAAUUCUACUACUUUUCUAGAUUGAAGAAAUCUUGGUCUGGUGCAAGAAACUAUUGCUGUAGCUUGGGAAUGGAUUUGGCCAGCAUCUCGUUGUCUUCGAGAAGAGAUUGCGUCGCGAAAAUACACACUGAAUAUUCCACGCGACUAAAUGAGAGCUACUGGAUAUCUGGCCGAAGAACAAAUAUCCCAGGAAAACAUUAUUGGUGCUCUGAAAAUUCGUACCUCUACCCCGGUGAAGUGGAUUGGGCAUCUGGAUUCCCAAAAAAUGAGCACGAAUGCGUUUUAUCUGCUUUCAAUCCGAGCAGUGGAAAGGUGGAGUUCAGAACUGCCAACUGCGAAGAAGAAAUGCUUUUCAUGUGCAUGGCAUAUGCAUUUGAUGGGAUUCCAAAGGUCCAAGUUUAUGUAGAGUGCGCUAGAAGUCUCAGACUUGCUACAGAUGAAGAAGAUGCUCUGCUUGCAUAUUUUGGCCCCCCACCCAGUCUGAAGCUUAUGUGCUAUGCCAGAUGCAUGGGACAAAGAUACAAAAAGAUACUGGACAACUCGUUGAACCUUCCAAACAUGUUCAGAUACAUUGAAGACGCGUUUAACGAGACCGACUUACAAGCUGCAUACAAGAUUUUGAUGACGUGCUCCCGCCAGAGCCCAACUCUCAGCAGUUGCGAAUACCCGUAUUAUGCUCUUAAAUGCGUCAUGAUAAAUGGAUAUCAGCUCGUCCAAAGGGUGCUUAACGCUGCCAUAUCAAACCCAGAUACCAUUCCACCUAUGCUAUUUUGCCAACCUGAUUAUCAUUUUUGCGAUAUUAUCCAGCAAAAUUGCACCGCAAAUGUCACAUUGAUAACUCAGCUAACGUCAACAAGAAAAACUGAUAUUGGAGAAUUGGUUACACUGCCAAAUAGUAUCACCUAUUUUAUAGCUAAAAGGCUUCCUCCGAGUUUUACCUACUACGACGCCCUUUAUUAUUGCUGCUCGAUUGGAAAACAUCUUUUGGAGCUGGAUAGCGUUAAAAAGCUUACAGAUCUUUUUCUACUGGAUUCAUCACUGCAGACUCAAUCCUCGACGGUGGUUGGACCACUGGCGGAGAAUGGCAAUGGCGAUUUGUCCUCUUGGUGCUCGUCCGGCUCUCCAGUUCCAACAGCCUUGUUCCCUGGCGGAACUGUACCAAAAAAUCCUUGCUACAAGAGCUCCAGUUGCCUUUUCUUGGAUUUGCAGACCACCACGCUCUCUUAUUCCCAUUGCAACACAUCACUGCAAUCAUUUUUUAUUUGCGAGUAGCUUUCCAUUUUGAAUGAAACCAUACUUUAAAAAUAUAUAACUAAC